Penicillium macrosclerotiorum is the source of this 1284-nucleotide messenger RNA. RefSeq lists its product as uncharacterized. NCBI's taxonomy places the organism in Eukaryota, Fungi, Ascomycota, Eurotiomycetes, Eurotiales, Aspergillaceae. Bases 1 to 1284 code for a protein of 427 amino acids. The transcript has a single exon. The record is from RefSeq and is a predicted model, not a curated record.
AUGUAUCACUAUUCCAGCCCGCCGCCGGGGUGGACCGCCAACGACUACACUCAGUCGCCCCCGACUUCGCCACACUACGCCUAUUACGCCUCCCAGUACGCCAACACCUACACGUCUCCACGUGGCACGUCGCGACGACACAACCGCAAAGCCAGUUAUACGGCCACGAAGGAACCUGCAUGGCACUCCGGCUACCCGCAGCCUUACUACGAGGCCACGCCAGAGUAUGGCAUCCCGCGCAAGCACGAUCAUGUAAGUGCUUCUUUUGCGGGACCUAACCAUCGUCGCACCCACACCACCGGUCAUCCUGCGGGGGAUGGCCUCGGCUUCGGAUUCGAUUUCUACCUGUCGCAAUCGCAGCAGCAACCCUUCUUUGAGGUGGUCAAUGAUGCAUGCGGUGGUCAAUGCCACGCUUUUCGUGAGCCGAAGCAGCAGCAGCAGAAGCAGCAGCCGAAGCAGCAUAAGCAACAGCAGCGACCACCGCAGGCCCAAUCGUCCCGUCCUGGCCAUCCCCCAGCUGCGCACUCGUCUAAACGAGAUGGCCAACGUCGCACCGCGUCGCACUCUCACCGCAAACCAGCUGCUGAUUCUCACUUUUACUUCACCCAGGCUCCUAAUGGCGAGGAUCUCGAAUCAGCAGCCCGUCGCUUUCGUGCGCGCCGCCAAUCUACAUCCACCCGUACUCCGAAACCGAAACCGCCUCCAGCAGCGAAACCGCCACCUGUCGCCACCGAAGAGGAUGCCGAGCGCGCUGGCAUCCCGCCUGGGUACUCGAUCAAGAACUGGGAUCCGACUGAGGUUCCAAUCAUUCUCCUCGGCAGCGUGUUCGACGCCAACUCCCUCGGCAAGUGGAUUUACGACUGGACCGUCUUUUGUCACGGCGCCUCGACUCCGAUGGCUGACGUGGCCGGCGAUUUGUGGCUCCUCCUGAUUAAGUUGGCCGGCAAGGUCAAACGAGCCGACGAAUGUCUCCCACGCAUCCAACGACCCGAUUCGCGGGAAAUUGUAGAUGAUUUCUUGGAAAGUGGCGAUCGUCUUUGGGUGAAAUUCAAAAAGCUGCUCAAAGCCUGCGAAAUGUUCAUGUGGAAGGCCGCUAAGCGAGAAAGCAGAAAAGGAGGGCCCGUGUCGAUGGGUCGCAAUGCCGGCUGCGAAUUUGUCGAAUCCAUCUUUGGCCGUGAUCGCGAGCUAGAGAACACCGAGGAGUUGAUGAAUGGCAUUCGCCUAUGGAAUAUGCGCUUUGAUGCCAACUGCGAAGAGAUCCUUCGCCGCCCAUCAGCGAAAUAG